UUCCGCUAGUUCUGAUAUUCGUCUGUGUUUACCUUCGAACGCAGUAUGGGUUCGGGAUCAGCAGUGCGAGUGGUAGAGUCCUGCCUCGUAGCGCCGAGCGACGAGACGCCGCGGCGAGGGCUGUGGCUCUCCCCGCUGGAUCUGGUGCUGGUCAAUCGAGGCUACACCCCGCUCGUCCACGUCUACGGCGCCAGCGACGACGUCGCCGGCUUCUUUGACGUGGCCAGGCUCAAGGAGUCCAUGGCGAAGGCGCUGGUGCCCUUCUACCCUCUCGCCGGCCGUCUCGCCCUGGAUCCCAACGGCCGCGUCGAGAUCGACUGCAAUGCGGAGGGCGCGCUCUUCCUGGUCGCCCGCUCCGACGACCACACCGUCGAGGACUUCUUCAGCGACCCGUCCCCGUCACCGGAGCUAACCAAGCUGUUCGCUCCUCGCGUUCAACCGCCGUCCAUUAUGUUGGCCAUACAGGUGACCUUCUUGAGGUGUGGCGGUGUCGUGUUCGGGACAGCGGUGCACCACGCCGUCGUCGACGGCUCCAGCAUGUUCCAUUUCACCCGGACGUGGGCGAGCUACUGUAGGGACGGCGAGGCCGCCGUGGUAGAGGUACCCCCGUGCCACGACCGCGCCCUCCUGCGCGCCCGCUCCCCGCCCGUCAUCCACCCGGAGACCGUCCCGAUGUUCUCCAGCAACCUGACCAUGCACGACUGCGUCGACCGGUCAGGGAAAUCCGUCCCCGCGACAGAGGUUUUCACCAUCUCCGGUGACCAGCUACGCGCCCUCAAGCGUCACUGCGGUGGCGCCAGCACGUUCUGCGCCGUGAGCGCCCUCGUGUGGCGGUGCGUGUGCGUGGCCCGCGGCCUGGACUCCGACGCCACCACGCGCUUGAAAUUCCGGGUGGACAUCAGGCGCCGCCUCACGCCGCCUCUCCCGGACGGCUACUUCGGCAACGGGGUCGUCAACGUGUUCGCCACCGCGUCCGUGAAGGACGUGGUCUCGGGGACGCUGGCCUCCGUCGCCUUCCGAGUUAAAGCCACGACGGAGCGGCUCAACGACGACGAGGUGCUGAGGUCGGCGGUGGACUACUUCGAGACGACGGCGGCGGAGAAAGGCAUGCGGGCGGCGGAGGACAGAGGGAACCUGCCGGAGACGGAGGUGAGGAUCAACAGCUGGUUCCACAUGCCCAUGUACGACACCGACUUCGGGUGGGGGAAGCCGCGCAUGACGACGCGGGCGGAGGCCGAGCGCGCCGGCUGGGUGUACCUGCUGGCUGCAGGUGGCGGCGGCGCGCGGGUGCUCCUCUCCUUGGAGGCGGCUACUCUAAGCAAGUUCGAGGUUGUUCUACGCCGAGUUCUAGUCACAGCCAGCGAACGUGCUAGACUCUGACGACCAAUGGCUUUGCUCCGGAUUGUCAUUUCUAGUGCGCAUGACAUAAUGUCACGGCAUUUGCUUCAGUCCCCCGA
Messenger RNA from Lolium rigidum, 1457 nucleotides. RefSeq names its product hydroxycinnamoyltransferase 4-like. NCBI's taxonomy places the organism in Eukaryota, Viridiplantae, Streptophyta, Magnoliopsida, Poales, Poaceae. The transcript is spliced from 2 exons. The coding region runs from base 46 to 1380 and encodes 444 amino acids. The record is from RefSeq and is a predicted model, not a curated record. Gene Ontology annotation, molecular function: acyltransferase activity, transferring groups other than amino-acyl groups.